Molecule: messenger RNA, 285 nt
Organism: Soboliphyme baturini
Lineage: Eukaryota; Metazoa; Nematoda; Enoplea; Dioctophymatida; Soboliphymatidae
Source: the annotation of a GenBank genome assembly
AUGAGCCUCGUCCUGCAGCGCCUGAACCUGAAGUCGAAAUGGCCUCCGCUCAACCAACCGUCAGACACAGGCAUCGAAAGCGUUCGACCACCAACACUGACAUUCAGCAAAGCAAACAUCGUCCCAGAAUUAGAAAACCGUCGAGCCGCGACUCCUUCAUACAAGCCGACAGUAGGUUCGUUGGUAAUCCAAAGAAAGCGCCACAUCACGUACCAGAACCUUGGCUUACCCUGCCCUCGAACGUGCAACUGUCGGUCAGUCAUUUACUCCAGUCAUCUCAAGUGA